Messenger RNA from Marasmius oreades (fairy-ring Marasmius), 333 nucleotides. RefSeq lists its product as uncharacterized. The record is from RefSeq and is a predicted model, not a curated record. The transcript has a single exon. The coding region runs from base 1 to 333 and encodes 110 amino acids. Lineage: Eukaryota; Fungi; Basidiomycota; Agaricomycetes; Agaricales; Marasmiaceae.
AUGUCCGUUUCCCCCUCCUCGGUGCCUGCAUUCUCCUGCCCGACGUCAGCCAAGCCUCGUACUUAUCCUCUCGGUAAAGUAGGCUACGGUCCGGAGAAUAAGCGGUAUAGUGUGUCUCAAUUGGGGUCAAGGGAAACCUCAAGUGAAGAUGAUCGCAUGAAUCGACGUGAUUCGGAAGCACAAUGGCAGCACUCACCCCCACAUCAGGAAAAGCAACGGAAGACCGUGCAGAAGGUGACCGCGAGAGAUUCCAGUUCCAAUGCAACUCCGAUUGUGGAAGGUUCGUCGCAGGCAACAAGGACCCUGGUUCCAACGACGUGGCACGGACUUUGA